AGCAUUUCCAAUCACUGGUCCUUUUGAAACAGGAAAGAGAACUUUUACCACUAGCUCCAGAUGCACAUUAUUCAGCAUUCUCGAGGCCUAGCAGUUCUCCUAAAGUCCAGAAUCCCAAUGAGAAUCACUGUCCAUCACAUCAGACUGCAGUCAUGCUGCUGGAAUUUGCAGCUAGCCCUGGAAGUUUGCAAAAAUCUUUUUUAAAAAGAAAGCAGAAUUUCAUCCAGGAAUCCGUGAAAAGAGUAGAAGCAAUAAAAAAUAAGGAGAGAGAAAGUGAAAAGCUGGAAGCAAGACAGCUUCAAAGAGGAAAGUCUGAGAAGCUAAGAAGCMGACGAAAGGAGUCUCAUCUCUCUGGAAAAAAUGGUGCACUUGCCAAUAAGCUGAAAAAGGUWGGAGAAGUGAAAGUAUCUUCUCCAGAGGACAGGAAGUCGGCAGAAAUUGAAAUGCACCAGCGUACAUCCAGACUUUAUAAUCAGCUUGAAGAAGUAAAAAACAGAAAGGAAGAAAAAACAAGACAAGAAACUUAUGCGAAAAACAGAGAAAAAGCUAAGGAGUUUCAAAAGAAAAUGYUGGACAAACUGCGAGCCAAGAGGACUUCGAAAGCUCCGUGACAGGCAAAGCUUUGAGCAACGAUAUUGGUACAGUCCAGGCCACUGACUGAUGGCAGCCUGAAUGGUGGAUUACAAAGCCAUUAGGAAGCUGCAGUUUUAAGCUGCAAGAAAACAAUGCAAAGUACCCCAAACCCCUGUAAUCACUACAGCAGCAGAUGGACUGCUCUCAACAUUAUCUCAGACUGAGUUGACUGGCCUGGCUUAAAAGGCCUUUUUUUAUAUGUUAAUAUUUUAAAGAGAUUUAAGGUUUGUAAUAUAAAUGUAUAAAACAUUUUCAAAUAAAGUU
Malurus melanocephalus (red-backed fairy wren) is the source of this 897-nucleotide messenger RNA. RefSeq names its product centrosomal protein 295 (gene CEP295). The transcript has 5 exons. The coding region runs from base 153 to 611 and encodes 152 amino acids. Gene Ontology annotation, cellular component: centriole; centrosome; cytosol. The record is from RefSeq and is a predicted model, not a curated record. NCBI's taxonomy places the organism in Eukaryota, Metazoa, Chordata, Aves, Passeriformes, Maluridae. Gene Ontology annotation, biological process: regulation of centriole replication.